AUGCCAUCGAGCCCGACGAUGCUCGCCCUCGAACGCGAUCCGGCGCUCGCCCUCGAACGCGAUCCGGCGCUCGCCCUCGAACGCGAUCCGGUGCUCGCCCUCAAACGCGACCCGACGCCUGGCCUCGAACGCCCCCGACGCGCCCUCCAGAAUUCCCGUGCGCUCGCCCCCCCAUCCGUGCCUUCUCCUCCCACCCGCCCGCGCGCUCGCCAUCUAGGCCGUUCGCCUCCGGGAUCGUCGUCCAGCUCUGCCCGCCCUCGGAAUCGUCGUCCAGCUUCACCCGCGCGAAGCCUCGUCGCCCAGCCCUGCCCGCGCGAAGCCUCGUCGCCCGCCCGCACGCCCGACGCCUUGUCGUCCCCCGCGUUCCUGGGCUCGCCGCCCACCGCGUUCCUGGGUUCACCGCCCACCGUGUUCCGAGCACGCCAUCAAAGCAUGCCCCACGAACAUGCCUCCGGCCGCAGCGAGCGAGCAUUGCCGGUACUUGGCCCCCUAUACUCCGUCACCGCCCACGCAUCCUGA
Molecule: messenger RNA, 519 nt
Organism: Punctularia strigosozonata HHB-11173 SS5
Lineage: Eukaryota; Fungi; Basidiomycota; Agaricomycetes; Corticiales; Punctulariaceae
Exons: 3
Coding region: 1-519 (172 amino acids)
Source: RefSeq, a predicted model, not a curated record